Messenger RNA from Drosophila simulans, 2521 nucleotides. RefSeq lists its product as uncharacterized. Lineage: Eukaryota; Metazoa; Arthropoda; Insecta; Diptera; Drosophilidae. The record is from RefSeq and is a predicted model, not a curated record. The transcript has 4 exons. Gene Ontology annotation, molecular function: monocarboxylic acid transmembrane transporter activity. Bases 245 to 2173 code for a protein of 642 amino acids.
ACUGGUACUGGUACUGGUCCGUACCGCUCGUGUGUGCUCCAUAUGUGUGUGCUAGCGCCCAUUAUCUAAACGGUUUUUGGGGUUUGGUGAAUGAUGAAUGCCAGCGGCUAGACGGAGCGCACACAAAAAUUCCAAGCGCCCAGCGAACGGAUACGGAUCAAGCUCCCCGAGUUAGCCAUCUAGUCGUCCAUCUAGUCCACAUCGAGCAGAGUCCGCGUAGCCGCACAUUGGUACAGCCAGCUAGAUGGCAACCUCAGCGAUCGGCGGGGCGGGCGUGGGCGUGGCUGCCUCCGGUCCAGUGCGACGACCCACCGCCAGAGCCACCGCCGGAAUCCAGAGACGCAGGGUGGUCAAGAAGCACAUCCAGCAGAAGUACAUGCUCUGCGGCUUCGCCAUACACGCUUUCCUGGCCACUCCCGCCUAUCUGUACGGGAACGUGGUGGAGUCCGACAAGGAUCUGGUGUUGAGGAUCUGGCCGGCGAUCGUUUACCAGGCCACCGGCGAGCUCUGCCGCUCGAUCAUGGAGCACUUGGACACAGAGUACAGUGGCAGAUCGAGGGAGACGACCCAGUACCGACGGGUCUUCCUCCUGGCCACGCUCAUCGCCUGCGUAUCGCUGAUGGUCAGCGGGAUCCUGUUCUCCUCCGCCUGGAUCGUGGUCACCACCACCACACAGGUGGUGGCCAUUGUCUUCUACGGAUUCUUUGCAGGUAUCGGUUCCAGCUUGUACCUGUGGAAGACGCACGUCAUCCUGGAGGCAGUGCGUCCGCGGGAGGACAAGUACGUCCGCAAGACGAUCCACCUGUGCGGCGAGGCCUUCUGCCAGCUGUUCCUCUCGUUCGUGUUCACCAGCCUGCGCACCCUGUACGGCACCGCCCAGUCCAUCGUGCUGAUGUCCGCCCUGCUGGUGAACCUCAUCCCGCUGAGCCUGAUCAUUACCAAGCAUCGCGAGGAUGCCUUCACCACGAAGCGGAUAUCGGUGAUCAAGGCGGAGACGGGAUUUGCUGCACUGCCGCUGCGAGCCGCACUGGCGGCCAACUUGGUGGCUGACCAGCUGGACGGAUUGGACACGCUCUCCUGGCGGAAUCCGGCCACCACCGAAAUGGCCACGCCCAGUGGUGCCGUCGCCGCCGCUGUGGUGGUGGACACGCACAGCAACUACAUGCUGGCCACCGAUGAGGCGUACGUGACGUAUGUGAAUCCCAAUGGGGUCGAGAUCAUGGAGAUCAUACCCGAGGAGGACGAGACGGUGUCCAUGAUGCGGUCGAGUAAUGCGACCAUCGACAAUUACGCCAUGUCCGCCUCGCAGAUGUCGCACAAGUCCCUGUCCAAUGGACGUCUCUAUCCACUGACGCCCCAGCAUCCUGUGGGCACGGGAACGGGAACUGGAACUGGUACAGGUAGCUCCUCACCCCUACCUCCCGACUAUGCCAACCUGCGUCGCAUCCGGCGGAUGUCGCGUGCGGUGACCACGCACCUGUGGUGGAAUCUGCUGGACAAGAUCGCCAUGCCGCUGCAGCAGGCGCUGCUGGUGCCGCAGCUGUAUGCCACCACGCUGCUCCUCUCGGCGGACAUCUUCAGCUACGUGAUGUGCCUGACGGUGCUGCCCGGACUGGCGGUCAGCCACCAUGCGCUGAAGAACGCCGAGAUCCCGUUCCUCUUCUCGCUGCUGGCCUUCCCAUGGAUGUGCUUCUCGCUGAUGACUCCCCGCUUCGGCACGAGCCUCUAUAAGCGGAAGCUCCAGUGGCACACGCUGGGCAGCAUCUGCAAGUGCCUGGCGCUGAUUUGUGAGUCUUGUGAUACGCAUUUCAAGCUUUCCCCGGCCAUCAAUAGAUCCUUCUUUUGUUUCGCCCCCAGUCAUCAGCUUCUCCACCUCCAAGCUGCUGCUCAGUGUGUCCGCCGUGCUGCUGGGAUUCGGCCAGGUGGUGACCGCCUUUCUGCAGGAGCUGGUCUUCCAGAUGGGCAUGACGCGGGCCAACUGGACGGCCAUCCGCCGUCCGGUGCACUUCACCAACGGCCUGCUGGUUCUUCUCUGGGGCGCGCUGGCCCACUGGGUGGUGGAGCGGUACUCCUUCCAGGCCACCGUGGGACUGGCCGGCGCGCUCUACGGAGCUACCACGCUGCUCUGGAACUUCCUCUUCUUCUGCUGCCAGAGCAAGGAUUGAGGGACUGAAGAAUUCGCGCACUUUCACACAACAAGGCAUCGUGUGUGUGUGUGUGUGUGUGUGUGUCCUGCUGCUGUGGCUGACGUUGUUGUUGUAUUUGUGCAGUGAUAUUAAUAAAUAAAUAUAUAAACUAUAAGCAAGCAACAUAAAUUUAAACUUGAAUCUAAUAAGCUAUCGAUAAAAGUACUAUCAAUUCGAAAAAAGAAUGGAAUGCUGGCCGUUAAAAUAUCCCUAAUGAUCUUCUUUUUACAGAAGCCUUUAUUUUUCCAUUAAACUGCGAGACUACUGUACUUUGGAAAUGUGGACGUACAUACAUAUGUAUAUGUAAAAGCGUUUUUUUUCAAUUAAAAUAACUU